AUGGAUGCUUUUAAAGGCUACAUAGCUACUCAGAAGAUCCAGCAUUCUCACGCCCCUUCCAACGAUUCUUCCAUCAACAGCAGCCACGAGAUGCACCCUUACGGUGUCCAUCGAAAUAUAAAUGCCGCACCUGCCGAUGACUACUAUACACCAUACCUCGGUCUUCGAGCGCGCCUAUCACAGACAUGGAUCAACAGAUGGACAAUUCUCUUACUACUUAUCAUCGUUCGGCUCCUUAUUUCUUUGGCUGGUAUCAAAGGAGAUAUCGCAUCAGCUAAAACCGAAGCGUUAUCAGCCUGUAGUAGUGUUGAGAAUGUCGGAAGUGCUAUGGCUUCUAUGCCCCAUUAUCUCUCUCAAGGUGUUAACAGUAUGGCCGCUGCUGGUAUUACAAAAGCUGUCAAUGGUAUGAUGCAAAUGCUUUACAUGAGUCUCACUGGUGUCGAAGAAAUCGUUCUCUUCGUCAUUCACAUGAUGACCUCAACAUACAUGUGUCUCAUCACCUUGGCUAUCACUGGUAGUCUUCAAGUCGCCAUACAAAUGAUCGAAGACGUUGGCGCUUUCGUGAACAAGUCUAUCAAUACUAUCACCGGUGACAUGUCUUCUGGACUCAAAUCAUUCGAAGAUGAUCUUAAUGGCUUCUUAUCGAAGAUCAAUAUCGGUGGUAUCUUUGGAAGCAGUACUUCACCGCCAAAACUCGACUUUAGUAGUGAGAUCAACAAACUCAAUUCCAUUCAAAUUGACCCUACGACUAUGGAUGCCGAUCUCGCCAAACUCAACGCAUCCCUUCCAACGUUCGAUCAAGUCCAAAACUUCACCGAUAACAUCAUCAAACUUCCGUUCGAAGAGGUAAAGAAACUCGUGAAUGAAUCAAUGAUCGCUUACAAGUUCGAUGAAUCAGUCUUCCCAGUUCCUCAAAAGAAAGCCUUGACAUUUUGUUCCGACAACAGCGCCAUUCAAGACUUUUUCGUCGGCCUUGUUAAAACCCUCGAUACCGCCAAGAAAAUUAUGCUCAUCGUCCUACUCGUCGCUGCUAUUCUCGUUUGUAUUCCCAUGGCCUACCGCGAAAUCUGGGGUUGGCGCAGCAUGCAAAGACGAGCCGCCUUACUCAGGAGUCGAAACUAUACUAAUGAGUUGGAUAUUCUCUAUCAAGCUCAUCGUCCCUAUACUUCACAAUUCGGUCUCAAACUUUCAAGGAGGUUCAAGAGCCAAAAGAAUCAAAUCUUGGCAAGAUGGUUCAUUGCAUAUGCUACAUCUAUCCCAGCACUUUUCGUUUUGGCACUCGGGUUGGCGGGUCUCUUUACCUGUCUCUGUCAAUACAUUAUCUUGAAAACCCUCGAAAAAGAAAUCCCGGCGCUCGCAGCCGAAGUCGGAGACUUUGCAGAACAUGUCGUCAAGGCUUUAAACAAUGCAUCGGAAUCAUGGGCUUUAGGGGCUAAUUCUGUCAUCAAUAAUACAAACACGGAAAUCAAUCAUAAUGUUUUUGGAUGGGUUAAUACGACAACAGGAGCUAUCAACGAAACCUUGAAUGUUUUCACUGAUGAGAUGACCAAUGCUCUCAAUGUUACAUUUGGUGGUACUAUCCUCUACAAACCUAUUAUGGGUGUCUUUGAAUGUUUGGUCGGACUCAAAAUUGCGGGCAUCGAAAAGGGUCUUACAUGGGUUAGCGACCACGCUCAUGUAGAAUUCCCCGAAUUCCAACCAGACGUCUUUUCACUCGGUGCAGCUGCCUCUCUCACAAAUUCAACGGCAGACGACAAUUUCCUCGCCAACCCUGCUACGAGCACCACAGAUGAAAUUACAGAGGCUGUGGUUAAGGUGGGAAAGAAAUUGGAAGCGGUUAUAAGACAAGAAGCUCUCAUUUCUACCUCACUUGUUAUUCUCUAUUUCACCAUCGUUCUCAUCGGGUUGAUCCGUGUGAUAAUUGGAAUGUGUGGAAGAGACAAAUCGCGCGCGGAAGGUGGCUCAACACCCAGUACACUUUAUCGCCGUGCCGAUGUCGAAGCUCGCAAUCAACGCCUGCCGGAGAUCUCACAGGAGAAAUUCGGUACCGGUGGAAACGAUGGUUGGCAUCAGGAACAUAUGAGGGCAGGUGGGGAUUCGAUAACGCGAAUGCCAUUUGGAGGAGGUGAUGGUGCUGCAGAUGAUCUUCCGUAUAAUGGUGCCCCGGCGCCAACAUACGAAGCAUCAAUUGCACCGACGGAGCGAUUGAGAGUAGUUCCUACAGGAAGAGUUAACACGAAUAGGGGACCAUGGGUUAGAGAUGCGAAGUCUCAAGAGUUAUGGGAGGCGGAUGAUAUGCAGAUGAGAGCGACGAGUAGUUAUGGACAUUUGGAAGGAGGAGACGAGAAAUCAUCCGGAUGGGGAGCCCCGCCGAGAAGAAUUUGA
Molecule: messenger RNA, 2385 nt
Organism: Botrytis sinoallii
Lineage: Eukaryota; Fungi; Ascomycota; Leotiomycetes; Helotiales; Sclerotiniaceae
Exons: 1
Coding region: 1-2385 (794 amino acids)
Cellular component (GO): mating projection tip
Source: RefSeq, a predicted model, not a curated record